AGAGCGACCACGAAAACCCUUUCUUUCUCCCUCAAAAAUGGCCUCCAUUCCUUUACUCCAUCUCUCUCAGUCCCUCACCAUCCCUAACCUCAGAACUCGCUUCCCUUCCUUACCUCACCCACUCACCAGACCCAACCUCCCCAACCUCAAAUCUCAACCCAAAUGGCCCAAAUCCAAAUCCACCGCCACCCGCAUGUCGUACAACAAAGGCUCCGUCACCCCAGCCACCGAUCGCCUAGUCUCGGCAGUGGCUUACACUCUCCCCUUCUUCAACUCCCUCCAGUACGGUCGCUACCUCUUCAUGCAGUACCCCAAAUUGGGAUACCUCUUCGACCCUCUCCUUCCCAUCAUCGGCGUCUACAGGUCCAUCCCCUACGCCAGCUUCGUCGCCUUCUUCGCUCUCUACCUCGGCGUCGUCAGAAACCCUAGCUUCAGCCACUACGUCAGGUUCAAUUCGAUGCAGGCCGUGACUCUUGACGUCCUCCUCGUGCUGCCCUUGUUGCUCCAGCGGAUUCUGAGCCCGGGUCGGAGCGGGUUAGGGUUUCGGGUUAUGGUUUGGGUGUACACUGCGUUGUUCGUGUUCAGUGUUCUGUGCUUCGUUUAUAGCUUGGCUUCUUGCGUUCUGGGUCGGACCCCUUACUUGCCUAUCGUCGCCGAUGCUGCUGGUAGGCAGAUAUAGCUGAAAAUGGCACUCUAAGUGUUUGAAAUUUCAACCCUUCGAGCUCUGCAAUUUUUUGUUUUUAAAAGAUUGUACCUUUUCUUUUAUUUAGCUAAGACAUCAAACUGUUCAAGUUCGGCUCUUUUGUUUUGAGGAUUUUUGCCUUGGGUGACACCAUUGAGUUGAAUAGUACAAUUGAUCCAAAAUGUAUGUAGUUUCUGGGAUAUUGGUAUUGACCAGUUUCAGAUUAUGCAAGUUUAUGAUGCUCAUGAUUGCUAA
Humulus lupulus (European hop) is the source of this 937-nucleotide messenger RNA. RefSeq names its product protein TIC 20-II, chloroplastic. The coding region runs from base 38 to 679 and encodes 213 amino acids. The transcript has a single exon. Lineage: Eukaryota; Viridiplantae; Streptophyta; Magnoliopsida; Rosales; Cannabaceae. The record is from RefSeq and is a predicted model, not a curated record.